CGGUGACACCCAGGGCAGUGCCGCCGGACGCCGAGGCGGGGGAGGUGAGGGUAAGGGAGAGGGCGAGGCCGACGCUCACUCGUCUCCUUUCUCCCUUUUCUCCUCAUCUGCCGCUUGCCGCUGCCCCGCUGCGGCACUGCGACCGGAACGGCCCAUCCCUUAAGAAGUGGCGAGGGGGCGCGGCCAUGGAGACCCUCGUGCGCCCUGGGGCCAGCAAGCCUCCCAGCGGGAGAAGAAUGAAAGCUCGCGCUCCUCCUCCACCAAAUCAACCUUCUGCAGCAAACAGAAUUCACAGUGAAUACAAGUCACCUACAGAGUCAGCUGUAAUUCCUGAUCAGAACCUUGCGAGCAUGAAGGAGAACAUGAUAAACAGAUCAGUGGACUUCAAGGUCAUUUUACCUAGCGGGGUGGAGCAGAAGAGCACAGUACAAGGAAGUAAAGCUGUGAUGGAUCUUCUGGUUGAUUUAUGCAGUCAAUAUCACUUAAAUCCAUCCCAACAUAGUCUUGAACUGAAGUCUUCAGGAACUCAACAACCUCUGAAUUACAAGCCAAACACUUUGAUAGGAUCACUGGAUGUCCAGACAGUACUUCUGAAAGAGAAGGUUCCUGAAGAGAAGACAAGGCGAACUCUGCCGAGGGUUCCUGAGAAAUCUGUGAGGCUGGUAGUGAACUACCUAAAGACACAGAAGACUGUGGUUCGAGUUAGUCCAGAGGUGCCUCUCCACAACAUCAUCCCAGCUAUUUGUGAGAAGUGUGAAGUCAGUCAAGAGCAUGUUGUUCUUCUGCGGGAUGGUAUCACUGGGGAAGAACUGGAGCUUACCAAAUCCUUGGAGGAGCUGGGCAUAAAGGAGCUGUAUGCCUGGGACAGAAAAAGAGAGCCAAGUCAAAAUGCUUCAGUAAGCAAUGAUGCAAUAGAAAGGGAAAAGACCAGGCUUCUGGGAUUGUUUCAAGCUGAUAGAAGAAGCAGCAAGACAGAGGAACACUUGAUGAUGAACAGAGAUUGUGGGGAGGAGGAUGUUUUUAGUUCUUCGUCUACAAGUGAAGGAAGCUUGGAUGGUUUUUCCACAGCACCAAAUUCCCCUUCGGUGAAUUCUCGUUCCAGUAGCCUGGCCCCAUCACUGUCUCUUGGUAACAUCUCAGGAAUGCCAGCAAACCCAGAAGUGAAAAAGCGCAGAGCACCUCCUCCACCAGUUGUGACACCUGCAUUGCAGAAGUUCGAGAUAAGUGGACAAGAAAAGACAGCAGCACAGAUUUCUCAAGGAGCAUCCUUAAACGAUUUACAGAAAAAAAAGAGACGUGCCCCUCUUCCACCAACUGCAUCUGCUCCACCAACUCCUGCCAUGCCAAACAGGAUGGAAGACAUGGAAGACAAGAGGAAGAGCACAAUGGGUGAUGGACGGCAGGUGCCACAAAAGCCUCCUAGAGGUACCACUCGUGGUCCACCCCAGUUAAUGCUGCCCCCACCCCCACCUUACCCUCCUUCUGACAGAAACAUUGUGGAUCCAGCAGUCUGUUACAGAGAAGCAGAUGUUACAGCACCAACAGAGCUGGUACCUAAACAGAGCCUGCUGCCUAUACAUGAUAAUGUUUAUGCAGUGGAUGACACAGUUAUGGAGCUAUCAGAGGUGGAAGAAACAGCAUCAGAAAGCAGCUGUUUUGCAUCUGAAGACACCACAGAAGACUCGGGUGUUGUGAGUUCCCCAUCUGACAUUGUAUCUUUGGAUUCACAAAAUGACAGUAUGAAGUUGAAAGACAUCAAGUUGGUCAAUGGCUAUGUGGACUCAGCUGAGGCAGAUGCAACAUAUGGCACAGGGAUGUGCCCUGUAAAGAACACCUACAGUGAUAGUGCUCCACAGAGGAAAGAUGAAAAAAUUGCUUUAACUAGGCUUGAAAACGAGGAUUCAUUCAUUGCUUCACAACUCCAGCAGACUUUGGCUGGCCUACAUGAAGAUCUAGAAGCACUGGAUGAUAUAAGUAACUGUGACCCUGAGUACACCAAUGAACUGUCAAGACUACAUUUAAGAAAAGUUGAGGCUGCCCAAGAUGUUUCCAUUUUGGUUCCAGUAACAGUCAUAGAUGAUGCUCCAGAAGCUAGCGCUUCUAACUCAGCUGGAAAUCAAGAUACAGAGACAAGGGUUUCAAAAAAUAUCCUAGCUGACUCUGUUAAUACAGGAAACUUUACAAAUAAAAACAACAAUGCGGGUUCCAUUGAUAAGGGACACACAGAUGGUGCAGCUGAAUUCAUGUCCAAGGACCUAAUACAUCAGCAGCCAUCUGAAAAUGAAUUCAGUCACUUGCCUGUUGAACAGAGGAGAGAUAUGUUUGAAUCUCUUACAUCCUCCUUUGAAAAAAGAAGUGAAAAGAACUUAAGACUGGAACAGCUCCCCAAACAUAGCAUGAAGUCUGAGGAAUGUAAAUCUAAACUAACUCCAUCCCACUCCAAGGCCACAGCUGAAAUCAGUUCAGCAAAAGAGAAGACAAAUCCAUUUAAUGACUGUAGUAACAGGGAAAGAUCUCUGAAAAAAAGUAAAUCAGAAUUAGAAAUCAAAUGGCCACCAGCAAAAAAAAAUGAAGUAGAAGAAGGCCCGUCAACACCCACAUGGUGUCAUCGUGCCCAGAAUUCAGGAACAAGCUAUGAACCUAAAAUGGGUUUGACGACCUUUAAAAUUGUCCCUCCCAAACCUGAAGUAAAGCAUUUCGAUAGAGGUGUUUCACUCUCCACUGGUGCCAUUAAGAUAGAUGAACUGGGCAACCUUAUAGGCCCAACCACUAGUGUCAGUAGGCGCAUACCAGAUACCUCUGCUGAUGAAAGUGAGGAAAUUCAGCUUGGGAAAGUGAAGGCAUUUUGGAGGUCAAGUUCUAUGGAGAGGCAAAGCGAAGACUGUACUGAGCAUCUUCCUAAAAAGUUAGCAGUUACCAUGAACUCUAAGUCCUUUACUAUAAAACAUGAACACAAAACUGUCUGUCUUGCAGCUCCAAAACCUGUAGCUCCACAAACUGCUACUACCCAGGUAGCUGAAAGACAGCCUGAGAAUGAAAGGACCAAACCACCUCUUCUAAUUACACAGUCUCAGGUAAUGCCAUUAGUGGCCCCAACCAUUAAUAAGGACAAGCUGGAGCUUCCAUUUCUAAAGCCACAGAGAAGAACUUCAAGUCAGUACGUUGCCUCUGCUAUUGCACGACACAUCAACGUAACUACCUUUAAGUCUGACUCUAUGGAAUACCAUGAGAAAGAUGAAAUUAAGCAAGGAGGAGGAGAGUUUAAAACUGAAGCAGAAAUUUCACCAAAAAGAUGCAUUAAUGUGGCCAAACAUAGCCCUGUGGAAGCAGAAUCAGCAGAAACAAGAGAAACACUUUCAAGUAUUUUUCCUUACAGUCAAAAACCAUCCCGCAGGUUUACACUUGGUGAUAAUUCUGGUGUGGAAAACAAAGUAGUUAACAUCAGGACACCAAAUCAAGCAACUCCUCUCAGUUUCAGUAAAAAGAAUGCCAGUGUCCCACUUAGUAAACCUGCUUCAAAGGAUGAUGGUGCAGAAGAUGAUCACAGUUUAAACAGCAAACAAAGUAUAGCAGAGAAAAAGACACGUCUUUUGUUUGACCAGAAAUGUGAGACUUUGUCUCAUGCUAAUUCAGCUUCAUCUCUCAAGUCUCCUGAUCUCCAAGGAGUCCCAUCCUCUUUCAGCUCAUCUUUGCGAAUCACUAAAUGGCCUCCUGCUAACAGUGGACAAGUUAGUUCACUUAAAGCUUUACCCGAGCUAAAUGGUGCAGCAGCAAAUGUAGAGUCAGAGCAGGAGGAGAAACGUGAUGAUUCAGAUAUUAAUGCUGUCAGUGAACUGGAUGUUAAUGUACAGACCAAUAUCUUUGGACCAAAGAAGAAGUUCAAACCUGUCAUCCAAAAACCAGUUCCAAAAGACACAUCACUGCACAGUGCCCUAAUGGAAGCCAUUCAAACAGGAGGGGGAAAGGAGAAACUCAGAAAGGUUUCAGAUAGCGCACUAAAUGGCAAUCACAAGAAACUCUCAUAUGCUGAGCCAGAGAAUCAGCGCUCAGCCCUCUUAGCAGCAAUUAGAGGCCACAGUGGAACCUCAAAGCUGAAAAAGAUCUCCUCGUUGGCGUCCGAAGAGCUGCAGAGUUUUAGGAAUGCAGAACUGUCCUUGCAGAAGGCAGAAGACCCUCAGGAAGAGCAUCUUUGUACCCCAGCUGCCCCUGCCCAGCCACCACCACCAUCUGCCCCUCAACUAUCAGCAGCAGCUCCUAAAUCCUCUGCCACUGCUACAGGUAACACUGAAGAGGCAAGGCAAGCCCUGCUAGAGGCCAUUCGCUCUGGUGCUGGAGCAGCAAAGUUGAAAAAGGUCCCUCUGCUCGUUUGAAUCAUGAAGAACAGGUAAUUGGAAAAUCUAACCACAUAUGGACCCAUAAUUAUCAUUCAAGGUCUGAAGUGGCAAAACAAAAAAAUCAAGAAGUUUAGUUUAUUCUCUUGUCAACAAGCCAAAAUAAGUUGUAGUUAAUUUUCUGUGCAUAAUGGUUCUGAGGGGAAAAUAUGUUGCUCUGCUGUAAAGCUUCUGUGCCAAGGAAUUGUGUUUUGCCUCUGAAUAUUUAAGGUUGCCAAUAAACUAUUCUUGUUGGCAUGUUAAUAAGAACAUAAACACUGUGCAGUCCUAUGUUAAUACAUAAUUGUGUUUAUGGGCAAAAAUUAAAAGACUUUGCUAGCUAUUUGAAAAGUAAUACUCAUUUCAAGUUGUUAAAAAUACGUAUUUCAACUAUUUCCUUGCUUCUUGUUUGAUUUGGAAAAGGGCUGUAAGCGAUUAGGGGGAAAUCAGAGUAAAGAUCUAUAAAACCAAUCACAAGAAAAAAAAAAUGUGGUACAUUGUGAAGGACCUAAAUUGUCAUAUGCUGGAGUGUCUGGUUUGUAAAAUUAGAUUAACUUUAUGUCUCUGGUGAAAGCCGUAUAGCUCUGAGAAAGCAGGCAAUCAAUAAUGACUGUGAGACAGUGUCUGUUGAAAAGUUACUUAUGGGAUAUGACGUAUAGAAUACUGCAACACAGAGAUAUACUGAAUCCUAGUAACAUUCGGGGCACUUUAAAAAUAUUGAGACUGCUUAAAGAGUCUUUAUUUGCAGCAGAUUGUGAAGGCUAUAAAUAAGAUUCAGAGUACUGAAUAGAGGUCCAAGAUUUAGAAUUCAUUCCUGCACUGCAAAAUGAAGGGAAGCUGGUUUGCAUGAGUAGCCAGGACUUUUGCCGUCUGUUGUUCAGGUCGUGCGUAAGUUAGCCCUUUGUUUCUAAUUGUUAUGGCUGUUGUGUGUUGUCUCACAAGUAUUUAUAGCAGCAUCUUUUUAAAAUGUUAACUACUUUGGUAGCUGUACAUAUUUUGAAAAUAUUCUGUUAAAUCUAUUAACUGAAAAAGGACAAAUAAAAAUGCUUUUUAAUAUUUCCUACACUGCGAUGAAACUGAAGAAGAGAAUGUUUGUACAUUCACAUUUUUAUAAUUACAGACUGGAGUGGUGGAAGAUUCUGUUUUUUUGGAGCUAAAAUUUAUGAUGUAUAGCUA
Colius striatus (speckled mousebird) is the source of this 5546-nucleotide messenger RNA. It is a transcript of the gene COBL, whose product is annotated as cordon-bleu WH2 repeat protein. The record is from RefSeq and is a predicted model, not a curated record. Gene Ontology annotation, biological process: actin filament network formation; actin filament polymerization. The transcript has 15 exons. Gene Ontology annotation, cellular component: ruffle; axonal growth cone; neuronal cell body. Bases 186 to 4370 code for a protein of 1394 amino acids. Lineage: Eukaryota; Metazoa; Chordata; Aves; Coliiformes; Coliidae. Gene Ontology annotation, molecular function: actin monomer binding.